AACUAUUUCUCAUACAUAUGUACAUACUCGGUGUGUAUUUUUACAUCGUAAUGCGCGCGUGUGUAAAAAAUGGUAUCGUUUAUUUCAGACAAAUUUAUGCGGUUAUGCGACAACGAUUGAUUCGGAAAAUUACAAUUUCUGUCUCGACAAAAUUCGAGCGUUCGUCGUACCCAGUCUGGAACAUAGACUCCGUUCACUGUUGGAACAGUUUCUGUACGGCACGAAUUCCGGUUGGAAGGAGCAAUUUUUGCGUUUUAAGAAAUUCGUCAAAGCGAUAGGAAGAACGCGGGGAACUUGUCCAAACGAAACCACCGAUAGUGAUAUCGACGCGAUCAGUUGGGAAGUCGUGAAACACGCGGUGAAGAACGAUUUGAUCCGUCCGUUUCUGAAUUCGAUUAUUUUGCGACACAGAUUGGACAAAAUUUGCCGCGAAUUGAAUGCAAUAGGAAUCGAUAUCGCGAGAGGCUUAAACGUGUCGGGUUUUGUCAACAAUGAAAACAAUCGAACGGAUCACAACUGGUUUACGUACGUUUUGUAUGAAAAAAGUCACAUAUGUUAUCGUUAACUUGAGAACAUUUGUAAUUGUCGAGUUUUAUACUCGACAGGUGUCCCGAUAUCGGAGCGAACUCUUCUGGUAUGAAUUCGACGACACUCGGCGACGCGAAAGAACCGAUUGGACGCGUCGAAUCGUCAACGGAAAACGAUGACGAUCGUAAAGAAACGAUCGAGCAACCGACGUCGUCGGAAUCCGUUCGAGCAUCCGUUCGGAUUGACGAAUCGAGACAAAAUUCAAAUCACUUUGCAACUGAGUCGUCGCGUAACGACGACGUUGAUGAUAAAGUACAAAUUUCGCGCAAAACAUCUUGCGACAUCACGUCGAACAAGAUACAGCAGCGUCACAAAGUGAGUUUAAAACUGGUCAUGCGCAAGUUACACAUGGAAGAUUGCAGUUGCUCAACACUUUCGAAUCUCGUAAUUUCUCGUUUACGCUUACCUUGCAAACCGAGCGACCUGAUCGGUCGAAUUUUCGAAGCCGAUCCGUCGCUCUCCGAAUCUUGUCUGAUAGUGAUAAAGCGAAAGUUUCAAGCCGAUGUGCGCAAUCUUUGCUCGUGUCUCAACGACGUGCUUGAGAAACUGAGCGUCGAGUUUACGAACACGAGUUCGCGCCUCUAUUGCGAUAUACGUUCCGGAUAUAUCAGCUUUAAAUUAAAAAUCGAUAAAGUUGCCGACAAAUGCCCGUUCGUUGCCAGAGUGCCGAUUUGUCAAAAUGUACACAAACGCGCGAUGCGAAAUUUUGUUGUUUCGUGUGAUUGCGACGCGUAUCCGAAACGCGUUAAAGCGAGCGAAACGAGAUGUUCGGAACAAUGUAAAAAUGAAUGUAAAAACGGCGAUAACAAUUUUUGCAACACACUUGUGAGCAUCAACGAAAACAGUAAAGUGUCCAAUGACACUUGUUGUUCGGGUCAAGCUUUUGUAAAAUCUCACGUGAUGGUAAAUACGUCGAAGUGUAAAACGGAAAAUAAUAGUGAGAAAGUAACUGUGAGCGUGAUUGUUCGGAACAACGAUUCCGAACGCACGCAAGAUCUCACAGUCUCGUGUCGUAGUAACGAAUUGGACGAAAACACCGUCGAGAAAGAAGAUUCACCUGACGACUCGAGUAAUUCGAUCGCGUCACUUGCCAAAGAAAAUACGUUUUGCAAAAGCAACUUGACGUCGGAAAGAAAUAACGCCCGUGUCUCCGACAACGAGGAAUUCGACAAUUCCCCGCAGAUCAGAAACGAUGACGAUAAGCGCGACUGGAUGAUCCGCUCACCGGAUGAGGAAUUAAAUCGGAAAAAUGAAGAUUUUGCUGCUGCUACAAGCAGCAUUGCGUCGUUUGUACAACAUUCCGAGAACGACAAGCAAUUAGUGGAAUUAAAUUGCAAUUGCUUUUCGGACAACUACAGCAAAGCAAUCGAUGAACAACAAUCGGAUCCGCAAGACGUUGAUUCGACAAACGUAGAAAUUGAAUGCGACUCAGAUUUGUCUUGUCUAGCUAACAAUUUUCUAAAUAUCACAGUCGCCGAUAUUAUUUUCGACGAUGUUUUUGAAAAAAGAGAGUCUCGUAACGACGACGCGACAACAAAUGCCGGAAACUGUUCCGGGAUGACGACAAAGUUGUCCAACAAUAAUUUGUUAGCGACUUCAAUUCAAACGUCCAGAAAAUUGAAAGUAUCGUCGAAAGGAAUCACGGUAGACGUAAGUUGUCCUCAAUCCGUGGUUUGUCUCGCAUCCGAUGACAGAAACAAUAUUUCUACCGUCGUGAAGACGUACGAUAGAUGCGAUAAAAAAGUAGAUCCUGCCGUUUGUUGCUGCACGACCGGAGACAUUCUUUCGAACGUUACAAAGAGAGAAAAUCAAACUAUUUGCGAUAAGAUAGGUUUUAAUAUCAGCGAUGGAACGCGAGAUUUUGUUCAAUCACAAAAGAGAUUUCCCACGUUGAAGGAGAGACUUGGAUGUUAUUCGAACGCGAAUUUAAGCGACGGUUUUUCGACGGAAGAUUUUUACGCGGACAACAAUUCAACGUACGUGGCGUCUCAGUCGUGUCGUCGGUUUUCGUACUCGACAGCGAGCGAAUUCGCAACAAGCCGCAAACGAGACAAAUCGCAAACUGCUCACAGGUUGCAAAAAUCGUUCAGGUUUCGUCAACGCGGCCGCUCAACCUCCUCGUCGAGUGAUAUUUUUCGUGCGAAUUCUUCUUUUGCAGCAACGAAACACAGGAGGACGUCUUGUAGGUGUCAAAAUGAUAAUUACGCUGACGACACGCGACCGCAAGUGAUAUUUGUGCUGACCAAGUUUCGCAAUUCCGUCGACAGAUCUCUCGGCAAAAUAAAGCGUUUGAUUCACACGAAGCUGGACAGAGUAUUGUUCGGUAACCGAAUCAAAACGACGAAUAUGUGGAAAACUUUGUGGAAGAACGAAGAAUCUUCCGAAUAUAUGAGACAAUCGCGUGGAAAACGCAGAAGACAGAAUUACAGUGUAACUUCGUGUUCUCUCUCAACUUCCGACUACUGCAAACAAGGUUGCGUGUUUUCAAGCGAGUCCUCGGAUGUGACACUGUCAAUUAUCAGAAAUCGAAGCGGAGAAAGGUGCGAAAAAGCGAAAUUUUGCGGAUUUGCCGGUAGCGGUGAGGUCUUAGGGAGCGUCCGCUCAAUCGAAGCUUUACGGUCUCGUGAUUUAUUGACUCCUACGCUCAAAAAUGCGGAAGAACAGAAAUCAAGCGGUAACAUAUUCGAUCGCAGUAAAGAAGGAAAAAUUAAUUCCUUUUUUUUUUUUUUUUUAUAGAUCAUAAAGCUAUAUUUUCGUAGAGACAUUAUGGCAGAACAGUAGUAAGUAAUUCGUGUUGCAUAUUUAGAACGUACCGUCGGCAAAGAGAAGAUAAAGUAUCGUACAAACCAUUGAGUACAGGCAGCAUCCCUCCGGGCAGAUCGAUAUUUCCUGGCAACCACCGGAAAAGGGUGUCUACCCCCAAUCGCUGUUUGUAACAAUGCAAGUCGGUCGUCGAGUUCGAAGGAGAAUUCUUUAGCGUAGCAUGUAAGC
Pseudomyrmex gracilis is the source of this 3579-nucleotide messenger RNA. RefSeq lists its product as uncharacterized. The record is from RefSeq and is a predicted model, not a curated record. Lineage: Eukaryota; Metazoa; Arthropoda; Insecta; Hymenoptera; Formicidae. The coding region runs from base 637 to 3324 and encodes 895 amino acids. The transcript is spliced from 2 exons.